Bathycoccus prasinos is the source of this 1425-nucleotide messenger RNA. RefSeq lists its product with no specific name. Lineage: Eukaryota; Viridiplantae; Chlorophyta; Mamiellophyceae; Mamiellales; Bathycoccaceae. The coding region runs from base 1 to 1425 and encodes 474 amino acids. The transcript has a single exon. The record is from RefSeq and is a predicted model, not a curated record.
AUGAAUUUCCUCCAUUUUAUGACGCUUCUGACGAGACAUUCACCCUCGUCGUCUUUCGUUUUCGACGUCAAUUGGAGGAGGAAAAGGAACGGGAGGAAAAGGAACGAUGCGGUCCACGCGUCGUCGUCUUUAGUCUCGUCGUUUACGUCAUCAGCCGACGACCAAGAACAUCGUCGUCAUCAUCAACGCGAGCAAAGAGGAUUCCGGGGAAAGAAUACAGUUACGACUGCUAGGUGUGACAAGAACAAGGUGGACGUGUUCGUGUUCAUCGAUUGCGAUAACGUCCGGCCGAGAUUUAGUGCGAGUGACGAGGAGGCAGCGGCGCAAAGGUUUUUGCACGCGUUCCAUCGCGCGGCGAGUUGUUACGGCGACGUGGUCUCUCUUUCUUUAUACGGGAACGAGAAGACUUUUGGAGAGGAAGUUCAAGGCGAUGUAAAGCGAGGAGGAGAAGAAGACGAAGGAGAAGGAGAAGAAGGAGGAUGGACGCGUGCGAGGACGAACGAGAGGAAUACGAAGAAAAAGAGUUUAGGUGAAGCGUUGGAAUCCGUUCGAAUUUUAGGCUCGCGCGUCCGCGUCGUGCGAACGCAAAGUCGACGAAAACAAAGCGCGGAUAUUCGAUGCGUGUCGGACGUGGUCGACGCGAUGCGCAAAAGCGCUGAUAAUGAAACCACCACCACCACCGAAAAGCUUCGCCUCGCGUUUAUCGUGUCGAAAGACGCCGGGUUGUUGAAAGAAGCGGCGUCUCCGUAUGUUAGAAAAAGAGGGGACGUGGUUAUCUGCGGCGACUUUAUAAAUAACGUAGGCAUGAGGGAGAUUGACUCUCACCCGAUCGAGGACGCGUAUCGCGAAGUGGUAGAGAAGAAGAUUGGCUGGUCGAGCGGCGUGAAAAUAAAAGGCAAACCAGGAUCAGAAGCACUCGCGAUAGGCUCGCGAUUGGUGUCGUGGAAAGACGAGAGCGUGUGGUUUUACGCGAAAAGCGAUGAGGACGUUGAAAAAAGAAGGAGAAAAAGCAACGCGCCGAGAAAGGCGGCGAGAAAACGGCGGGAGGACCCGUAUUUAUUCAUGAUUCCUGGACCUUCGUCGAGUGAAAAAGAAAUGGAAGAGAAAGAGAAGGACGAACGGUUUUAUCAAAACUGCGUUCGAUACCUUCCCUCGUCAAUCCAAACUGAAAUGCGCGACAUCAUCGACGCGUAUUGCCGUCGUCGUCGUCGAAACGUCGAUACCGCCGCUAACGAAAACAACAACACCGUUUUCCUCUCCAAACUCCUACGACGAGAAGCGAAAAGAAAACUUCUCCCGGUUCGCUCCAACGCCUGUUUCGCGUCCGCGUCCGACGUUCUCGUGUACUUCGACGCCGGUCCGAAGUUAGGCGCGGUGUUCGGUAAGUGGCUCGAAAACGGCGACUUGGAGAUGUUAUGGUGGUAA